UUAAUGGGGGACAAACAAACAAAAUUAUAGGGAAAUUACUUUGGAUAAUUAAUUUGUGUGAGUCUCUCUGACUGUGACACUUGUCAGCCAGAGAGGGGGGUGAGAUGAAAUUGAUUCUUGGAAUGCCAUAUGUAAAAUUGUUUUGGAUAACGAUUUUCUUUUUAAUAGUACAUAGACUAUAGUUUAAAUAAAUAAAUACACUUCAACCAUGGUAAAGUUAUGGCUUAAUUGCACUUUUGGUCCCCCAACUAUCGCCUUCCUGCAAAAUUGGUCCUUAAACUUCAAAAUUAGCAAAAAUGGUCUUCCAACUAUACAUGUCGUUGCAAUUUUGGUCUUCCGUUAGCAUUCCGUCAGGAAACUAACGUGAGAAGCUGAUGUGGCUGACUCACAUGCUUCUCACGUGACCAUUCAGGAGAGAGAGUGAUGACUGGACAAACAUGUGCGUGUCACGUGACACUAUGAAGCCCCAACGGUCAUCUCCUCCAUCAUUGUCUUCUUCACCUGAGCCCUUAGGAAAGGGGUUUUCAUUACUUGCAUGUCCUUCUGAAAUCACUACCUGGAAAUCGAAGAAGAAGGAUAUGCGAGCACCUCCAAGGGAAAGGUGGAAGGAAAUGGUUGGUGGGUCUCAAAGUUGUGGCUCGUAUUCUGGUUCACAGAGGAGGAAGGAGGGUCCGUUGUGCGAUUGUGGUUUUGAGGCUCCUGCUGUUACAUCCUGGACUGGUGAGAACCCUGGGCGAAAAUUUUAUGGUUGUGGACUGUUCAAGAUUCAUGGCAAGAGAGUAUGCAGGUUCUUUGUAUGGUAUGAUGAAUAUCAUGGACUAGGAAAAUAUGACAAGUCUGAUGAAGAAAAUGCAAGGGAGAAGAAAAUUAUUGGUUCACUGUUGAGGAAGAUUGAUGCUAUGAAGAAGAAGGAAAGGCUUUUGGAGAUUUCAUUGGGGACUUGUAUUGUUUUGAUCAUGGCUUUGAUCAUUCUGUUGGUUUUUGCUGUUGUAUUCAAAUAGGGGAAAUUAGGUCCACUGUAAU
Molecule: messenger RNA, 1023 nt
Organism: Lotus japonicus
Lineage: Eukaryota; Viridiplantae; Streptophyta; Magnoliopsida; Fabales; Fabaceae
Exons: 2
Coding region: 438-1001 (187 amino acids)
Molecular function (GO): zinc ion binding
Source: RefSeq, a predicted model, not a curated record